AUGGCAGAAAAGGGGACUCCAUCCGACGCUCGGUCUGGGCCGCAUCGCCCUGCCAGCUCCCAUAACUUCUCUAGGAACUUUAGUAGUUCCCAAGACGAGGACAUCACAAAGACUGGUUAUUUCUCUCAUUACACUCCUUUUGCCCACGCAAUAUCAAAUAUGAGCGUCAUUUUAUGUACUGCGGGGUAUGACCAUACCAUUCGCUUUUGGGAAGCGCUCUCGGGUAUCUGUUCGCGAACAAUCCAGCACCCAGAUUCCCAGGUCAACCGCCUUUGCAUCACCCCGGAUAAGAGAUUCUUGGCUGCCGCUGGCCACAACACUGUUAAGCUGUUUGAUAUCAAGUCGACCAACCCGAAUCCCGUGAUCACUUUUGAAGGUCACACGAACAACAUCACCGGCGUGGCAUUCCAUUGUGAGGGGAAAUGGAUGGUCACAAGCUCCGAGGAUGGAACUGUCAAGGUCUGGGAUACUCGUACGGGUAGUUUGCAGCGUAACUACGCUCAUCGGGCUCCGGUCAAUGAUGUGGUUAUUCAUCCCAAUCAAGGCGAGCUUAUCAGUGGUGACCAUGCUGGGAUGGUCCGUGUCUGGGACUUGGGCGAGAGUGUCUGUACUCACCAAUUGAUUCCGGAGGAGGACACGGCGGUUCUCAGCGUCAGUGUCGCAAGCGAUGGAUCAUUACUCUGUGCUGGAAACAAGAAGGGCAACGUCUAUCUAUGGCGCAUGGUCCAGACCGAUGAAACGACUCGUAUAAUUCCCGUUUGUACCUUCCAAGCUCAUAAGGACUACCUUACCCGUGUUCUCCUUUCUCCCGAUGUCAAGCAUCUUGCAACCUGCUCCGCAGAUCAUACUGCCAAAGUUUGGAAUCUGGAUGCCGAGUUCCCACCUGCCAAGGCGGCACUCAAGCAAUGGAAGGAGAAGGAAGCCUUGAACCCCCCAGUUGAAGCUCCGGUCGAGCCUCCGGUAGCCCCCAUAGAGGCUCCCCCUAAGUCCCGGGAUCUGCUCCGAAUUUUCGACACACCCGCGCAGGACCGUGACCUCCUCCGCAUCACUGACAAUCCUCCUCGCCAGGAGACACCGCAACAAACAUUUACCUCAUCCCCCGACGGACCUCCUAUGGAUCCGGUCAACCACACAUUGUUUUUAGAGACCACUCUCGCCAAUCACCAACGCUGGGUCUGGGACUGCGCGUUCUCUGCAGAUUCUGCAUAUCUUGUGACUGUCUCCAGCGAUCACUACGCUCGUCUGUGGGAGCUUAGUACUGGCAAUAUCAUUCGCCAGUAUAGCGGCCAUCACCGCGGUGCGGUCUGUGUUGCUUUGAACGACUACUCGGAGCCCCGUUAG
Penicillium paradoxum is the source of this 1341-nucleotide messenger RNA. RefSeq names its product WD40 repeat domain-containing protein. The record is from RefSeq and is a predicted model, not a curated record. The coding region runs from base 1 to 1341 and encodes 446 amino acids. Gene Ontology annotation, molecular function: protein binding. NCBI's taxonomy places the organism in Eukaryota, Fungi, Ascomycota, Eurotiomycetes, Eurotiales, Aspergillaceae. Gene Ontology annotation, biological process: regulation of actin cytoskeleton organization; TOR signaling. Gene Ontology annotation, cellular component: TORC1 complex; TORC2 complex. The transcript is spliced from 4 exons.